Molecule: messenger RNA, 346 nt
Organism: Empidonax traillii (willow flycatcher)
Lineage: Eukaryota; Metazoa; Chordata; Aves; Passeriformes; Tyrannidae
Product: putative small proline-rich protein 5
Exons: 1
Coding region: 50-346 (98 amino acids)
Source: RefSeq, a predicted model, not a curated record
CCGUGCUGCUCUCUUGCUCCACGCAGCUCUGCUGAUAACUCCAGGAAAAAUGUGCUCCCGGGGUUCCUGCCACAGCUACGAGUCCUCCUGCCACGGCUCCCGCUCGUCCUGCCACGACUCGGGGCCCUCCUGCCACUACACCAUCCAGAGGCAGCCGGUGCAGAAGUUCGGCUACGUGACCCCCUGCUGCCCCCCCGUGCAGCGUUAUUGCCCCCCCCUGCAGAGUUAUUGCCCCCCCAAGCAGUGCUAUUACCCCCCCGUGCAGCGUUAUUGCCCCCCGGCCCCCUUCUGCCCCCAGUACGCCAAGAACAUCUGCAAGAUGCCGCCCGCGUACCCCAAGUACUGA